AUGCCCCGUUUAGACUUCUCAUGCGGGGCCUCCGAUAGCCCUCGCCAACCACCGAGCGGCGGCGCCACGCGCAACAACGGUAGUCAGCGCCCUCUAUCGCGCACGUCUCUCUUCGGCAAUUCCAGCAGCGGGGUCGGGAGGAACUUGAUGGAUCGGCUGCAGCAGCAGGACGGCGCGGAUCAGAUUCAGCAGCAGCGACGACUCGCCUCGCAUGGCGGCCUUUCCGCAGGAAAGGCGCUCGGCUCUUCCGCGGCUGCGGAGAUGCAAUCGCCUUCCAGCAUGCCGCUCGGAGCCAAGAUCGCUACAUCCGAGGUCCCCGAAUCGUCGCCGAUAAGUGUGCUCUUCUGCCCUCAGACGCCGUCGUCAGCAGCGUCUCCCGAGUUCCGCUUCGGCGCCAACCCCUCCCCCGAGCUCUUCUCGCCCAUGCGCAUGCCGCCCUUCCACCAGCUGCUCCCCUCGCCUCUCUCGCAAUCCUUUUCCCUCGCCGACACGCCAACCCAGCCGCCCGCCUCAACACCAACUUCCUCCGAGCCCACGCCGGCGACGUUACCUCCGUCGCAAAUGCAGUCGCCGUUGCCGUCGCCAUCGUCGUCGGCGUCGGCCAUGGACAUAAGUUCUGUGCCGUCGUUACAAAUGCCGUCGGCGUCGGCGCAAGCGCAUGUGGCGGGGGAGGAGAGCCUUCCGCAGUUGGCGGAAGCCGGAGCCGGGGUUGGCAGGGGCGCGGAUCAAAUCGUCGCGGAUCGUGCCGUUCUUGACGGCGCGGCCGACGCGGGCGGUAGCGAUAAGUGUUUCUUGCGGCCCGCGCUGCCGCCUCUGAACAUCGACGCGUGCAGCAGAGGGGGCAAAGUGCGCCGCGGCCAUCUGCCGCCCAUCCCGCUGCCGCGCAACCCGAGCUAUUCCAAGGAGCACCGCCUAGGUCGCAGCGGCAGCGGGCGCAGCAGCGGCGCCUUCGAGGACCUUCUGCUCGCCGCCUCCGCCGCCUCGCCCUCCGCGCACCCGUCCCCGCCCGCCUUCGGCGCGCACCCAGCGCCGUCUGGGAGCUCCGGGGGCUGGCACUGGCAGAGCCUCAGCCAAGAGAUGCGGUCGGCGCAGCACGCGUGGUCGCUGGAGGGCAGCGGGGUGGCGGAGGAGGGCGGGUGGGGCGCGCAGCAGGCGGAGUGGAUGGUGGGCGGGGACGACGAGGGGCUGGGGUCCGCGGAGUCGCUGCAGCUGAUGCGCCAAUGGGAGGCGGAAGUCGAGGGGCUUCCGCUCACGGUGGGCGGAACAGUGAUGAUGGGCAUGGGGGGGGCCAUGGGGGGGGCUAUGGGCGGGGGAAUGGAGGGCGAGGAGGAGGAGGAGCCAGGGUCGCCCAGCACGCCCAGCAUGGCUCCGCGCUCCACGGACCUCGAGUGCCCGGACGCCCCCAACUCCAGGGUGCGAGGCGAGAUGUGUCGCACGAGCAGUCUGCACGACACGAAGCUGCUGAUGACGACGCAGCUGAAGCGGUCGCACUCCAUAUUCCUCUUCGACCGCCACUUCGAAUUCGUGCGCGAGAUAGGCCGCGGCUCCUACAGCAUGGUGUACGAGGCGCGCGACCGCAAGGGCGGCGCGCGGUGCGCGGUGAAGGUGAGCAAGCGGCAGUUCCGCAGCAAGGGCGAGCGCGAGCGGUACAUGCACGAGAUCGAGAGCGUGGCGAACGUGCCCGAGCACGCGCACAUCGUGCGGUACUACCGCGGGUGGCAGCAGGACAGCCACUUCUACCUGCAGAUGGAGCUCUGUGAGGGCGGCAGCCUGCGCGCCCUCCUCGACUCGCUCCCGCACCCGCUGCCCGAGGACCAGGUGUGGAGGUUCGUGCGGCAGGUGGCAUCAGGGUUGGAUCACAUUCACAGCAGGGGCGUGCUGCACCUGGACAUCAAGCCAGACAACAUCUUCAUCGACGCCCAUGGUAAUCUCAAGAUCGGGGACUUUGGGCGGGCGGUGUGGGAGCAGCGGUGGGACUGGGAGGAGGGCGACGGGGGGUACCUAGCCCCGGAGCUGCUACAGGACGAGCCGCCCACCACAGCAACCGACAUGUACAGCUUCGGCGCCAUGCUCUUUGAGCUCGUCUUCGCCACCCGCCUCCCGCGCUCCGGCCUACCACCCUCCGCCUGCCCCUCCCCCUGUGGCGCGCCCUCCCCUUUCAGUGCGCACGGCGCCCCCUCCCCGUAUGGAAUGCCGUCCCCCUACAGCCCCUCUCCGUACUGCGUGGCCUUCUCCUCUGCUGCGCCCUCGCCUGUGGCCUCCGCGCCUGGUCGCGCCAACCCCAGCUUCCCCCCGCCUCGCUCCACAUCCAGGGGGGCAGGCAGCCCUGCCAAGGGGGGAGGGAGUCCGCUGAAGGGGUUGGGGGCGCGGGGGGGCAUGGGGGGCAGUCCUGUGAAGCCCAUGGGGGGGAGUGGUAGCAGCCCAGUGAAGGGGGGAGGGGAUGGGGUUGGUAGUCCAGCAGAGAGAGGCACAGGAGGCAGCCCGUGCAAGAGCAUGGGUCGUAGAGGGAGUGUGGGAUUGGCAGGCGCUGUGGCAGGUGCGGCAGGGGGAGGGUCGGGGAAGGAUUGGAGUGCAGCAGCAGCGGCUGCGGCAGCAGCUGUGGCAGCGGCGGAUGCAGCGGUGGGUGCUGGAUGUGGGCGGUCGGAGCACCUGAGGGAGCUGGUGUUUGCACUGCUGCAUGGGGACGCUCAAGAGAGGCUGCAGGCACAUGAGGUGGUUACAAUAGCAGACGCAGUGCUGCGAGGGGAGGUGGACCUGGGGCAGGGGUGCAUGCACAAGGCUCGAGAAGGGGCAGAGCAGUGUGGGGAGGAGCAGCAGCAUGUGGAGCAGAUGCAGGGGGGGAGUGAACCUGAAGGGCAGUGCGAGGAGGCUAAUUGUGAGGAUAGUGGGGCUGCUAUGGCGUUGGAUUGA
Messenger RNA from Closterium sp. Naga37s-1, 2910 nucleotides. Lineage: Eukaryota; Viridiplantae; Streptophyta; Zygnematophyceae; Desmidiales; Closteriaceae. The record is from the annotation of a GenBank genome assembly.